Molecule: messenger RNA, 1275 nt
Organism: Fonsecaea pedrosoi CBS 271.37
Lineage: Eukaryota; Fungi; Ascomycota; Eurotiomycetes; Chaetothyriales; Herpotrichiellaceae
Exons: 2
Coding region: 1-1275 (424 amino acids)
Source: RefSeq, a predicted model, not a curated record
AUGUCGCAAACAGUCGUCUCGAAAGGAAUCUUUCAUGGCCUCCCGACCUUUCCGGAGCAUGAAGGAAAGAGAUUGCGGAUAAUCGUGACGGGGGCGAAUGGCAUCUCUGGUUCGGCAAUGACCAAGGUGUUGAGUGAAGCUCCUGAGAGAUGGGAGAAGAUCUAUGCUCUGUCACGCCGCCCUCCAACGGGUCAAACACCACCUCGUGUCGAGCAUAUCGCAGUAGAUUUUCUGAAGAGUACUCCGGAAGGAAUUGCUCAGGUCCUAAAGGACAAGCGAGUUGAAGCGGAUUAUGUGUACUUCGCGUCAUAUAUUCAACCACCUCCUCUUCAAGGCCAGAGCUUGUGGAGCGACAUCGAAGAAACAACCAAGCAGAAUAUGGCUCUGUUGUCUAACUUCCUCAGUGCCUUACCGUUGGCAAACAUAUUCCCAAAGCGUAUUUUGCUUCAGACAGGUGCGAAAUACUAUGGCUUGCAUCUUGGACCAACAGCCAUCCCCAUGGAAGAAGAAGAUCCUCGGCAUGGAAUCCAGGGAAACUUCUAUUUUCCGCAGGAAGAUCUCCUCGAGAAAUUUUGCGAGAAGAACAACACCAGCUGGGUGGUUACACGACCAUGCUUUAUUCUUGGUGCUGUUGAGAGCGCAGCCAUGAAUAUACUGUGGCCUCUGUCGGUUUACGCCGCCAUUCAGGCUCAUCUAGGACUUCCACUGCUGUUUCCAGGGGAUGUCGCAGCGUGGGACGUUGUCAAGCAUCAAUCGAUGUCCACCUUGAUGGCAUACCACGCUGAAUGGGCGCUUUUGACUUCCCAGGCUGGUAAUCUAGCACUCAACCAGUGUGACGAUAGUGCCUUCACCUGGGGAAAGUUUUGGCCAACACUUGCCGAUUGGUACCAGACAACCGCAAGUGGGCCAGCAAGCGAUGCCGAUGCAUACACAACCAUUACCAUGCCUUAUCCUGUCCCACCUCGUGGAUUCGGCGGACCUGGUAUUGUGAAAGCUUCAUUCAGUUUUCUUGAGUGGAGCAAAAAGCCUGAGGUAUUGGCAGCUUGGGAGGUAUUGAAAUCGAAGCAUGGGCUCAAGUAUAACCCCUUUGGUGACAAGGCUAUGGAUGCUUUUGGCCUCAUCGACGGGGAGCUUCUUGGAGGAUGGGGUCGAGUCAUCAGUAUGGACCGCAAUCGCCAGUUGGGUUGGCAUGGCUUCGUGAGUACAAAAGAAGCUAUCAAGCAGGUCCUGACUGAGAUGGCCAGUCUUAAGAUGGUUCCUCCGAUGUUGGCUUGA